AUCUGAAAUGGUACAAACAGCACACAGAAAAUGAAGUAAAACAUGUUUUCUCUGUCCGGAUUCCGGAAUCGGAUAGAAGGAAGAUACUAGAAUAGAUCCAACAUGUUCGGUCCUUAUCAACUUGGUUCACUCACUCUUCUUCUUCUCUUCAUUUUCCCUGUUUUUCUUUCUUCAUUUGAAGCUUCCGUAGCAGCAGCCAGGCCAGGCUUUCUCUACAUAAGAACCACGGAAAUAUGUACACCAAAGUACUGGAGCAGCGGGAGAGAGGCGUGGCCGAAGAUGGUCCCACAGACAUCGACGGUCUCGAAGGUGUUCGGGUCGAUGGCAUACGAACGGUACAGAUCUGAUCUGACGUUGGUGGAGGCGACGGUGAGGAGCGACGAGGGGAACGCUUUCCGUGGGCUGCUGAAGCAGGCGAGCGCUGCCCUGCUCAACUCCUACGCCAGGAAGGGGUUCCCGUACACUCCUUGGGCCGUCAAGACUCUGGUGAUCAAAGCCCUUGUUUCCGAGGAGGCCGCAGCCCUUCAGGCCCAACACUUCUACAUUGCCAAUGAGGCUUGCCAUUGAUGGGCCCCUCUGUUUCUUUUUGUUUUUGUGGCCCAUGUUUUGUGUGCUUAGCGCAAUAGCAAACCUUCUCCCUUCUUUUUGUGGCAGGUGUUUCGUACAUUUCGUACGCUGUUUAGAAUUUUCGGCUUAUAUGAUUAAAAUAUCAUGAAUUACUUUCUUCCA
Molecule: messenger RNA, 729 nt
Organism: Morus notabilis
Lineage: Eukaryota; Viridiplantae; Streptophyta; Magnoliopsida; Rosales; Moraceae
Exons: 2
Coding region: 103-567 (154 amino acids)
Source: RefSeq, a predicted model, not a curated record